This is a messenger RNA of Aphanomyces invadans, 1250 nucleotides long. RefSeq lists its product as hypothetical. Bases 29 to 1159 code for a protein of 376 amino acids. NCBI's taxonomy places the organism in Eukaryota, Oomycota, Saprolegniomycetes, Saprolegniales, Verrucalvaceae. The record is from RefSeq and is a predicted model, not a curated record. The transcript is spliced from 2 exons.
GUUUGUUCGAUCGAUUCAGUACAGUGCCAUGGAGCACCAUGGCGGCGACGCGGACGAAGCGUCGGCGAAGCGGGUGCUCAAGCGAAAGGUGAAAAACCCAAGGACAAACUUGUUCGAAUGGGUCAAGUACCGAUGUCAUGUUGGCGACGGCUUCUUCCUCUGUGAGAAGUUUUCGCCUGACACAGAGACGGCAUCGCUGCGUGUGCUGUUAGCCAACAUCCUGUCCGUGCAUCCCAAAGCAGCAUCUCGCUUUGAAAUCACACAUGCAACUCCCAAUGGACACAUUUCAACCGAGUUCAUGGCUCCAACGACACAGCACUGUGCGCUCUGGGUGCGUACGUUGAAGGAGGCAAUUGCCGAGGCCGUUCAGGUCAAUUCGACAACGACAUCGUGUAGUGUACCUCCCACAACUCAGCAGGAGCAACCACCUUUGCAGCAAAAACUACCUCCCCUUGAAUCUCAGCAAAUCAACACGCCUCAUGCCUUGCUAUCAUCCGCCCAAAGCGCCAUCAAUUGCCAAAGUAGCAAUGCCGUCUCGACCGACAACUUCAAGAUAUCGAGUGGCACCUUUCAACCCCCCACAGGUCGCCCUGACCUCGCGUCAGAGGAAAUAUCUACCCAUCUACGUGCGAAAGAGCAUUGUCCUCCUGUUCUGGCACUCCGGCCACCUUCAGCAUCGACUUUGUCUCCAACCCCCGUCUCGAAUGAACCCAACCCAGUCACGAUCCCUUCAAGACAUUCCACACCACCAGCAGUAUCUCAGCUGACUGCCUCAGAGCACGAAGCCGAGGAGCAGCUCGGUAUUCUCGUCCGUGUAGAAAGCGUGCUGAAGCAGCUCGAGUUGGAGAACAAACUGUGCUUGGAACGAGAAACCCAAUUGCGCCAGGAACUAGCUAACAUGCAAGACUCGAUGCGGCUCAUGGAGAUGGAACGCCAAGAGCUUCUCACUCAACUACGCGACGUCACAACCGAGCGAGAAGAGUGGAAAGCUGUCGCAAGACGGAAACAGAGCGAAAUGACGCAGGUCCGAGAUGAUCUCCAAAUCGCUCGCGACGAAAUCCGUCUCCUCACGAACGAGCAGUUACGGCUUCACCACCGCAACAAAGACCUGGCCGUGCAUGUUCAGCGCCUCGAUACAUUGGUGUAUGGGAAAUUUUAACUUUAAGAAGAGUAGAACGUGUCGCGUGAGGUCAGUGUCGCAUUAGCUGCACAUGACCUCCAUCCUCGCGGGCCCCGCGAGACUCGGACGU